Messenger RNA from Harmonia axyridis, 2747 nucleotides. RefSeq names its product ATP-dependent DNA helicase DDX11. The record is from RefSeq and is a predicted model, not a curated record. Bases 139 to 2682 code for a protein of 847 amino acids. Lineage: Eukaryota; Metazoa; Arthropoda; Insecta; Coleoptera; Coccinellidae. Gene Ontology annotation, cellular component: nucleus. The transcript has 13 exons. Gene Ontology annotation, molecular function: ATP binding; DNA binding; hydrolase activity, acting on acid anhydrides, in phosphorus-containing anhydrides. Gene Ontology annotation, biological process: nucleobase-containing compound metabolic process; establishment of sister chromatid cohesion.
GUCGCACCAUCUAUAAAUGAAAAACCCUACUUUCACUUCUUAAAUUAAUUCCCAGCUAGAGAUACAGAAAUUUUUGGAGAAUUGAAAAUUGAGGUUAUUGUUACUUGGCGGGAAUUUAAUGUUUUACUACUUUCAAAAAUGGAAACAUUGGAGGAAGAAUCAUUACCAUGCCCAGAGAAAUUCGAUUUUCCUUUUCCCGCUUAUGAUAUUCAAAAUGAUUUUAUGAGAGCAUUGUAUAAAACUAUAGAUGAAAGAAAUUUUGGAAUCUUCGAGAGUCCAACUGGAACUGGAAAAUCCCUCAGCAUUAUUUGUGGAAGUAUUCGUUGGCUGAAAGAUCAUAAUGAACAUAGAAGAAAAAUCUUAACAAAAGCCGUAGAAAAAUAUCAGGCCGAAAAAGAGAAGUUAUCUGAAGGAACUUCAGAUUGGUUGAUUUCACAAUCGAAGGAAAUUGAAAUAAACCAAAAAUUAGAUCAAAUAAGAUUGCAAUUAAAUAAAAUUAUAGAAUAUGAGGAACGUAUUGAGAAAAUCAUACAGUCAGUUAAAAUUAAAGAUGUUAAUUAUAAACAAUUCCGACUGAAAGGUAUAAAAGUCGCUACUGAUGAACCAAAAACAUCUGAAAAUGUAGAUGAUGAUCUAUUGGUGUGUGAUGUUGAAGUUGAAGAUGAAGCUGAGGAAGAGGAGGAUGAAAAUGAUGAUAAAUAUGAACCAGUAAAGAUUUAUAUUUGUAGCAGAACUCACUCUCAAUUGGCGCAAUUUGUAGGAGAAAUAGUUAAAUCUCCUUUUGGCAAUAAUGUAAGAUCAAUAUCUUUAGCUUCAAGACAAGUAUAUUGUAUAAAUCCAGAGGUUAAGAAGUUGAAGAGUAUGGCUCUCAUCAAUGAAAGAUGUUUGGAUAUGCAAAAAAACAAGAAUAAAAUAAAAAAAGAUGAAAAUGGCAAAGUUUUGAAAAAACAACGUACAGAAUCGAAGCAAUGUCCUUAUUAUAAAACACAAAAUAUAGAAGAUCUUAGGGACGUUGCUCUCUCUGAAAUUUUAGAUGUAGAAGAUUUAGUUGUCGCUGGUAGAGAGCUGAAGGCAUGUCCUUAUUAUGCAAGUCGAAAAGCUGCAGAUGACGCUGAGAUAGUUCUCAUACCCUACAACACACUCCUGCAUAAAGCAACUCGGGAAGCUAACGGAAUAAAUUUGAAAAACAAUGUUGUUAUAAUUGAUGAGGCACACAAUCUACUUGAAUCUUUGGCGCAGAUGUAUAACAGUGAACUGAACUUGCUUCAAAUUGAUUAUGCUUUGAAGCAGUUAAUGGGUUAUAAGGCCAGAUUCGGUACAAGAUUUUCAUCAGCAAAUCUUUUAAUGAUUAACCAACUCGUUUUCAUCAUUAAGAAGCUCAAAAAUGUUUUAGAUAGCAAUAAGGAGACUUUGAAAGAAACAAAGACUGAUAUUUUUACACUUGGAAACUUCGUUUUGAUGGCAGAAAUCGAUAAUUUCAAUAUGUUUAAACUCAUACAAUUUGUAAGGAAUACCAAACUAUCGCAGAAGAUUCACCAUUACGCUCUGAAGUAUCCUGAUGAUGAAAAAGCAUCGCAAAAACCUGCGAAAGGACUGAAAACCUUUUUAACGAGUCUGAGCAACAGUAAAACCAAAGCCAAAUCUACAAAUGACACUCCCGAGCCUGAAACCUCCGAAAAAAAACCUCAAGAACAAGCCCCAGUGAAUCCAUUAUUAUCUGUGGUUUCAUUUUUAGAAUCUCUCACCUCUUUUUAUGAAGAUGGAAGAGUCUUGAUGGUUAAAAAUCCGGAACCUAAACUCAGUAAAUUCCAAUUCUUAUUACUCAAUCCGUCUUCACAAUUCACAGAUAUUGUGAAAGAUGCAAGAUCGGUUAUUGUAGCAGGUGGUACCAUGAAACCUAUAGGGGAAUUCAAAAACCGACUAUUCAUAUCGUCCGGUGUUGAACCGAAUAAAAUUGUUGAAUUCUCUUGUGACCACAUUAUCUCCCCAGAUAAUAUUUUACCGAUUAUCGUAACUAAUGGUCUACAAGGCCAAAACCUCUAUUUUAAUUUCGAGAACAGAAUGAAACUGGGACCAAAUAUUAAACACAUCUUGCUAGAAGCUUGUAGAACUGUCAUUGGAGGAAUCGUUGUAUUUUUUCCAUCUUACCAUUAUGAAAAUUGGGUAUGGGAACAACUGAAGGAUGUCUCCUUCGGAAGGUUGGUCUUUAGGGAACCUAAAGAAGCAGGGUCAGUUGAUGCUGUACUUGAAAAAUAUGCUGCAACGAUCAAGAAAUCGAAAAAGACAGGAGCUUUGUUAUUCAGCGUUGUAGGCGGAAAGCUAAGUGAAGGACUGAACUUUUCCGAUGACUUAGGAAGGUGUGUUAUUGUUAUAGGUUUACCUUAUGCCAACAUCAAAGCAGCUGAUUUGAAGGAGAAAAUGAAAUAUUUAGAUACUCUAGAGGGCUCUGGAGCUGGAAAUGAAUUUUACGAUAAUCUCUGCAUGAAAGCUGUCAAUCAAUGUAUUGGAAGAGCGGUUAGGCAUAAAAAUGAUUACGCUGUAGUUUUGUUGGUGGACGAAAGAUACAACAGAAGUUCAACAAAGACUGCUUUGCCGGGAUGGAUAAAGAGAAGUUUGAGAGCCAAUAAUUCUAAUGGUGCUUUCGAAUUGAUCGAAAAGUUUUUCCAGUCAAGAAAUAAUUGAAGAAGAAAGUAUAAGAGAUAUUUUAGUUUUGUAUAAAAGAGUCAAUAAAAUUUAGUUUGUUUUAA